CAUCUACCUAACUAAAAAUCUCAAAAUCUCAGGUGAAUGGGAAUACUGGUACGGAUUAUUAGUGGGCAAGAAAAAGAGAAUAUUUAUAUAUCAAAUCAAAUAGUCGAUUGAUUUUCUAUUUUUCAUUUUCUCGCGAAACAAACAACCAGACCAGAAAGUUCCACAAGCUUAUGAUAAGGAAGGAGUUCUUCAGUCUAGUAGGAGAGAUUUAGAGAGAGAUAAGAUGAAGAAGCUGAAGAGCUAUUACAUGCAUCUGAGGCAGCCACAAAGCAUUGAACGAAAAUGGAUCUUUCCAUUAGCGAUAGGCUCAAUUGUCUCCCUCUUCCUUCUCUUCCUCACCACACUAACUUCAUCGGACGGUACGCCUUUGCUUCCCUUUUACCGAUCGUUUACGUCUUACAGUUCCGUAUUCGUUGAAUCAAAGCUCAAACCCGUUCCGGUAUCUAAUCUCCCUCCACCGCCGCGCUUUGCUUAUCUCAUUUCUGGCUCCAAUGGCGACGGGAAAAUGCUCAAAAGGACCCUUGAAGCCCUAUACCACCCUCGGAAUAGCUACGUCGUGCACCUCGACCUUGAGUCGCCGCCCCAGGAGAGAUUGGAUCUGCAGAAUUACGUCAACGACCACCCGACUUUUAAGAAAUUCGGGAAUGUGAGGAUGAUUACUAAGGCAAAUCUCGUGACCUAUCGGGGCCCUACUAUGGUCGCCAACACGCUUCAUGCUGCCGCGAUUUUGUUGAAGGAAGGCGGCGAUUGGGAUUGGUUUAUUAAUCUCAGUGCUUCCGAUUACCCUCUCGUUACUCAGGAUGAUCUGCUACACACGUUUUCGUACUUGCCGCGUGAUCUUAAUUUCAUUGAUCAUACCAGCAACAUUGGGUGGAAAGAGUACCAGCGAGCGAAGCCAAUAAUUGUGGAUCCUGGGUUGUAUAUGACAAAGAAACAGGAUGUUUUUUGGGUUACACAAAGGAGAAGUGUGCCAACUGCUUUCAAACUUUUUACAGGUUCGGCUUGGAUGGCACUCUCAAGGCCUUUCAUUGAUUACUGCAUAUGGGGAUGGGACAACCUACCUCGAACUGUUCUCAUGUAUUAUGCAAAUUUUAUUUCAUCACCUGAAGGAUACUUCCAUACUGUUAUUUGUAAUGCUCAAGAGUUCCGCAACACAACUGUCAAUACUGACCUGCACUACAUAUCAUGGGACAAUCCUCCCAAGCAACAUCCCCACCACCUCAAUCUUGCUGACAUGCAAAAGAUGGUUAACAGUAAUGCUCCUUUUGCAAGGAAAUUCCGCCAAGAUGAUCCAGUACUUGACAAAGUUGAUUCUGAGCUCUUGUUUCGAGGUCCAGGCAUGCUUGUUCCUGGUGGUUGGUGCAUAGGAGGUAAGGAGAAUGGCACUGAUCCGUGCUCUGUUAUUGGUGAUACUACAGUCCUCAGGCCUGGCCCUGGUGCUAAAAGACUUGAAAUCUUAACCAGCUCUCUGUUGUCAAAUGAAAAAUUUCGACCAAGACAGUGCAAAUAACACAGCCCCAAUAUUCUUUUUAGGAAAUGUUUCUUGUGCAAAUUGAUUUUAGUUUCUUACUUUAAUAUGGAAGAAGGUGCCAUUUUUGGCAGAAAGGAAAUGGGGGAAAGCAUACUUAUAUCUUUGGCUUAUGGAAUGGCAAGGAGACAUUGGAUUUGGCAAGUUAAUUAAUCAAUGAGCUCGGAAUUUACUUCCUGCUGCGAUGGCCCCGGUAUGCGCCAAUCAAACUGAUACACUAGCAUAGUGCACUGUUCCCCUUUUCUAUUUUUGUACAAUUUUAGAACUGUAUUUUCUGGUCCAGCUGUUUCCACCGCAGUGGGAAAACACAAAUGUUGGACUGACCAUGGGUGUAAAAUGUAUUGGAAGAUGACUUCGAGAGAGGAAUUAAAGAAAACCCUUUACCUCA
Messenger RNA from Humulus lupulus (European hop), 1916 nucleotides. RefSeq names its product beta-glucuronosyltransferase GlcAT14B-like. The coding region runs from base 224 to 1510 and encodes 428 amino acids. Gene Ontology annotation, molecular function: glucuronosyltransferase activity. The transcript has 4 exons. The record is from RefSeq and is a predicted model, not a curated record. Gene Ontology annotation, cellular component: membrane. Lineage: Eukaryota; Viridiplantae; Streptophyta; Magnoliopsida; Rosales; Cannabaceae.